GUUACUAUUUCAUCUCCUUUAUGACGCUCUUCGCCCUCUUCCCUCGCCAGUCUUCGUCCUUAGCUCCGUCUCUAUCAUCCAUCGCCUUCCAGACGGAGUCCCCUUCAUCACGGCCCCUCCGCUGCUUCUGAUUCCAUCAAAUCAUGACGCAUCACUCUCCCCGCUAUAACUCCGGUUUCCCGUUGCAUAUCUCUUCAGCAUCCUCGUUACUGACGGCCCCAUCCGAGUUACAUCAAAUACCACUGCGGAAUCGCUACACAACCCCCGCUGUUAUCGCCUCACCCGGGUCUCAUCGCAGGUUGCCUUCAGGAUUGGGAGGGUCUUGCAGUACCUGACAGCAUCCACUGAUUAGCUGUCAUUCCUUCUGUGGUCCAUAUUGCUUUUCGUCUCCUUGGAAUAUUCUCUACGCCAGGACAAUGGUGUAGCGUUUGUUCCCAAGCUUCAAGUCAACGGUAUAUAUUAUGGGAACCAUUUUCUGUUAGGACGGGCGUCGAAACCGCGCAAAGACUUAGGGCGGGACAAGCCUACCCUCGCCAUCUGAUCUAACCUUCAGACAAAUAAAUACAACUUUUUGUGCUGCACAUCCUUGUCAUACUCUUCGGCGGAAUUCUUUGAUCAUGGCAGAGUCUAUACCCUUCUGCGAAGAUGAGCGCUCCGUGGAGCUAUCAUCUAUUGCUGCCAUAUAUCCAGAGAUCAAGAUCGAUCCCUCGUUCUCCUUCAAGGCAUCCCUCUCCUUACCCGUCGUGCCUUCAACACCUUUGCAUGUCUAUUUCGACUCUCCGUCUGAUGCUGACUUCACAACUGUUUUGACUCCCCCUACUUCGGUCGACACGAGCGAUGCGAGUCUUAACUCGGCUAUAAAGGGUGGGUUUGGUAGCUCUGCUCCCAACGCAGGAAGGGAUAUCCAUGCCCUUUCAUAUCUUCCUCCUCUCGAAUUAGAAAUCGAAUUACCCGACGGCUAUCCCUCUGAGAAACCACCGAUAUUCAACAUCAGAAUCUAUCCACAGUGGCUGACAUCCUCGCGUAUCUCCGAACUCCUAGAUGACGGACACCGUCUCUGGGAAGAAGGCGGAAAGGAGCUCGUCGUUUACACAUACAUUGACCACCUCCAACAAUUAGCAGAAACAGCGUUCGGUAUCGCGGACAGUCCGGAUGGCGAAGUACUCUUUUCUAGAGACUUGAAGAUAGCGUUGUUGGAUUUCAACAACAAGGCCGAACGUGAGAAGUUCGAACAGGAAACUUUUGAAUGCGGCGUCUGUCUCGAACCUAAGAAGGGGGCGAGUUGCCACCGUAUGCUACAUUGCUCGCAUGUCUUCUGCGUUCCGUGCCUUCAAGAUUUCUAUAAUGCAUGUAUCACAGAAGGAGACGUCGAUGGUGUCAAGUGCUUGGCCCCUGACUGUGCUAAGGAUGUGAAAACCAUUCCGGAGUCAACGGGGGAUCCGGCGAAGAAGCGGAAGAAGCACGACCGGACACUAAGCCCCAGCGAGCUAUUGCAAAUACCUUUAGAGCAAGAGACUGUGCAACGUUAUGUUUUCCUCAAGCGGAAAAAGAAGCUGGAAGCUGACAAGAGCACCGUAUACUGCCCACGGCAGUGGUGCCAGGGUGCUGCUCGUUCAAAAAAACAUCCGAAACCCGUUGACCCUAUGGCUGAUGAUUUUGACGACUCCGAUGAAGACGAUGGUUUCGUUUUUGACCCUAUGGGAGAGGAAUCCCAGUUGCCCCCUAUGGCUGACCGUGUGGCUAUCUGCGAGGAAUGCAACUAUGCGUUCUGCUGUGUCUGCAAGAAGGGCUGGCAUGGCGAGCUUGAACGAUGUUUCCCGCGUCGACAAGCCGAGUUGUCGGCGGAGGAGAAAGCCACAGAGGAAUACCUCAGACUGUAUACUUCUCCAUGCCCCACUUGCAAUGCCCCCUGCCAGAAACGAAUGGGUUGCAACCAUAUGAAAUGUUUCAAAUGCGACACCCAUUUCUGCUAUCUCUGUUCAAGUUGGCUUUCAGAAGACAACCCGUACCAGCAUUUCAACAACAUCAACAGCAGAUGCUAUAAUCGUCUUUGGGACUUGGAAGGUGGCGAUGGUAUCGAUCCCGAGGGGGCUGAGGCUUUACAUCGCAUACCAGAGGCUCUGAUCGAAUUUGACGACCUAAGUGAUGACGAUGAAGAAGAUAAUCCUGUCUGGGAGUUUGGUGAUGACGAUGACAUUCCUCGCAGGCAACCACCUCCACCUGCUCCAGCGCCUCCACGAGUAAACAGAGCUGGGGGUCAUGGUAAUCGCCGGCAACGUCGAAAUCAGAAUGACUUAGACGCCGCAGGCCGUGCUGCGGCUGCGGAGCGGCAGGCGCAGGCGCAAGCUAUGGCCGAGAUGCGAAACCGCGUUGAUGCUGGGCGGAAUCAGCAAGGGCCGGCUCUGCGACCUGGACUUCAGAGGUUCCUAGACCUCGUUAUAAAUGACCGUGAAGAUGAAUGGGACAGUGAUGAAUUGGACGAUGAUUUUUGAAUCUUGGGAACCUCAAACAAAAUGCCGAGUUUUUUUUCCCUUUUGGGCCAUCUAUCUCCUUAAUUUCCUUAACGAAUUCCCUCGCGCGAUUGACGAUCAUGACACAUUUUGCAUCAUAUCAACGAUAUGUCUUUGGAUAUUAGCAUUGGCAUUGCAUGGCAUGUGUUUGUCUGUUUGUAGAAAGAAGCGUUCUCCUUUUUCCUUACUUGCUUUGUUUCCCAUCCUCCCUGUACAACAUUACAUAGUCUAAAACGAAAAUUUGAUCACCUCUUGUCUAUGUCUGAUUCUUAUAUAGACCCAAUGGAUGAUACAGGAAUUCAUUCCCUUUUUUUUUUUUUUUUUUUUUUUUU
Messenger RNA from Monascus purpureus, 2842 nucleotides. The record is from the annotation of a GenBank genome assembly. Lineage: Eukaryota; Fungi; Ascomycota; Eurotiomycetes; Eurotiales; Aspergillaceae.